AUGGAAGAGUCUCAGCUCAUCGUAACGGCUCCCACUGGCAUGGCAGCAAUGAACAUCGGAGGGUCUACUAUUCACUCUUGGGCGGGAAUAGGCUUGGGCCUGGGACCAGCCGACAAGCUGCUCAAGCAACUUUUGGGCGAUCAUCGUUACAAGGUCAUGAACGGAGGAGCAAAGGGCCCAAUCCAGGACGAGCCGCGUAGUAGACUUCCCCGCGGUAUGCGAAGGUGGCUAGAGUGCCAGGUGCUCAUUAUUGAUGAGAGUGCGUCGCCCUUUUGA
This is a messenger RNA of Phanerochaete carnosa HHB-10118-sp, 276 nucleotides long. RefSeq lists its product as uncharacterized. The transcript has a single exon. Bases 1 to 276 code for a protein of 91 amino acids. The record is from RefSeq and is a predicted model, not a curated record. NCBI's taxonomy places the organism in Eukaryota, Fungi, Basidiomycota, Agaricomycetes, Polyporales, Phanerochaetaceae.